Messenger RNA from Polyodon spathula (Mississippi paddlefish), 2166 nucleotides. Its product is annotated as zinc finger CCHC domain-containing protein 7-like. The transcript has 9 exons. NCBI's taxonomy places the organism in Eukaryota, Metazoa, Chordata, Actinopteri, Acipenseriformes, Polyodontidae. The record is from RefSeq and is a predicted model, not a curated record. Gene Ontology annotation, molecular function: nucleic acid binding; zinc ion binding. The coding region runs from base 120 to 1799 and encodes 559 amino acids.
AUCGGGGUGAAGUUGGUCGGCCAGCACAGUGUUGGUGUUGGCUGCUGUAGUGGAAGGAGUUGUGUCUUGAAACCAGAAUACGACACUGACAGAACUCAUACGGCUGGGAGUUGUAGAGAAUGUUUGCUGGAUAUGAGGCACUGGAAGAGUAUGAAGAUGAGCUCUACCGGGAGGCAGAGGACUCCAGUGAAUCAGGACCAGACAGUGAAGCGGAGUUCCAGCUGUACAGCCAAGUACACUAUUCCAUGAAGCUGGACGAGCCAGGAUCAGACGACAGAGAAAAAGAGACAAAUCGGCCCUCUGCUGCAACAUUGCUGGAGAAGAGGAAUGACAUCAUUGUCAUCUCCGAUAGCGAACCCAUCCUUAUUUCUGAUGCAGCGGAGGUCGUCAUAGUAUCGGAUGAAACUGAUCAAGACAGUGUCUGCAAUAUCAAAGGAAAGCAAGGGCCAAUUUCCAAGACUGCCAAGAGGAGGUCGUUGAAUGGGCAGACUCUGCUGGAGUCCUACAGUUGCAGUGAGAGGACACCAAGCUCCAAACCCUUCAGGCUGAGAGAUGCCAUCACGAUGAGCACAGGCCUCAAUAGUUUUCGAGAGAGUGUGAUAGUGGAGAAGAGCAGGAAAUACCAGGAUGGGGAAACAUCAGACAGCGAUGAUUCGGACUGCGUGGAGAGCUGGAUGAUUCUAGGGAGGGACAAUCAGGAUGGUGACAACACCAUCCUGCUCAAUCUGGAUGAGAGCAGCACUUCAGAAAACGAAGCAGGGGCAGCUGAUAACAAAUGGACCAUCUCACAGCAGGAUACUGAGGCCCAGAUUUCAAAUCAGGCACGCAGAAUCAGACUCCGUAGCCGAUAUUACACAACAGACAGGAACGUAACCUGUAGAAAUUGUAACAAACAUGGCCAUCUAUCCAAAAACUGUCCUACCCCCAAGAAGGCUCCUGUGUGUAGUAUGUGUGCGGUCAGGGGACACCUGCAGCACUCCUGUCCGGACAGAUACUGUACAAACUGUUACAUGCCUGGACAUUGCUACAACAAGUGCAUCGAGAGGGCCUACUGGCACAAACAGUGUCGCCGCUGCGGGAUGACUGGCCACUUUGCAGAUGCUUGCCCGGACAUCUGGAGGCAGUAUCACCUAACGACCCGGUCAGGACCUCUCAUCAUGCCAGAUGCCAAGAGCGAGAAGAAAACCCCAGCUUACUGCCACAACUGCUCUCGAAAAGGACAUCAUGGAUAUGAGUGCUCCCAAAGGCGGAUGUUUAAUGAGACUUUUCCAACUGUACCAUAUAUAUGCUACUACGAUACAGAGAAGGACAUCAAGGGGCGAAAUCAUAGAAUUCAAAGAAAAGUAGAAGAGCUUAAAGAGGCUGGCCUUUUAGAUCACAUUCAAUUGACCCACUCUGUGCCACAACUGCCAAAGAAAGGAAGAAAGGCGAAGGAAGAAAGAAAGAAGCGAGGUAGGUCUAAGCCUCAGAAAGAAAAGAAGAAUCUGCCCAUGAAGAAAACCUGGCCAGAUAAGCGCAAGCAAAAGAGACUGAAGGGCAAAAUGAAGAAAAAUUUCCAGGUGAUAGAGGAGGACUUGCCGAGAGGCCCUAAGAUGCCACUCAAUUUAGGACACAGCCACUCAAAGAAAAAGUUUGAAAGAGCAGCCUUGUUCCGCCACAUGAAGAACCAAGGUGAUGAGUUUAAUGAAAAACACAAGAACCUCAAGGUAAAGAAAAAGGGCAGCUCUCAUGACGACAGCUUUGCUGUGGAUGACAGCCUGUUCCUGAUAAAACAGAGAAACAAGAACCGGAAAAGAUAAAAAGAGACGUCCUAUGGAUUUUACCAAAAAGAAUAUGACUUCAAAACACUAUUAGUAAUUAUUAAAAGCUAGUAGAGUGAAAAUGUCAAUUUGAUCACAUUUGAGCAGUCUUGUUUUUCAAACAGUUUUAAUUUUUGUGCAAGUGUACUAGAAAACCCAAUAAAAAAAGUAAGAAAAAGUUUAAAAACCCUGUUUGUUUUCAUCAGUAAGAAACAAAAACAUAGACAGGAAGUGCAAUCUGCUUAACCUUUGAUUGUAUGCUAGCACAUUUACAUUCUCCUGUAUAUGCUUGUGCUUGAAUCAUUCUUUCUGCAUUUUAAAACCAAAAAUAAAUGUUUAUUUUUUUCUUUUAAUUUCUUUCCAAUUC